This is a messenger RNA of Limulus polyphemus (Atlantic horseshoe crab), 2908 nucleotides long. Its product is annotated as ubiquitin carboxyl-terminal hydrolase 2-like. Gene Ontology annotation, cellular component: cytoplasm. The coding region runs from base 369 to 2132 and encodes 587 amino acids. Gene Ontology annotation, molecular function: cysteine-type deubiquitinase activity. NCBI's taxonomy places the organism in Eukaryota, Metazoa, Arthropoda, Merostomata, Xiphosura, Limulidae. The transcript is spliced from 12 exons. Gene Ontology annotation, biological process: protein deubiquitination. The record is from RefSeq and is a predicted model, not a curated record.
AGUCAAACUAACGCCAACUGUUUGUAUCGUUGUUGGCCUAGAAGUCUAUUCAGUAUAUUCGCAGAGUGCGGUAUAUUUUACGCUGGAAAGAAACUGAAUGGCUUUGCGCUUAAAUAAAACUAACGUAAAAAUUUAACAUUGGAAUAUAUCUAUAUCAUUGAUUUCAGGUUUUCUUAUCAAUUCUCUUUCAGAAGCUUGUCCAACAACAAACAUUACAUGAAGAUUUUUGGAAGAAGUGUGAGCUCAGUGAACUUAGUUUCGGCUGCAGCUGUAUUUAUAAAUAGUGUUUAACUUUACCACUAUUAACUAACUCCAAAGUUGGUGACCUUUAGAACAGACUCUCACUUGACUACUUUUGUGAGAAAGCAAUGCCGUUCGAGCGAGAUCAAGUACAAGUGCCAGUGAUGCCGGUUUUAACUAUCACAGGCUUCAAGCGUAGCGUGCCGACAGUGGACGUGAUAUCACUUUACACGCCAGGACAUUACAAGUGUAACAGUAAUGACAGUGACAUCGUGUGUCAUUUAAGUUCUUCGACAGGUCAACCCUCGGAUCCUACUCUGUCUAACUGUCUUCAAAGUUCAAAAAAUUUAAGCGAAAAACCUUCGGAGGUCGAUGUUGCCACGUUUAUUCCAGUACCAACUCAAAGAACAAGCUCAUUGCGUUCUUUAACACUUCGAUAUAAUGGAGAUACAGUUAGUGGAUCUUCAACACCAGUGUUAACUGGGUUUCGCAGUCUUAGCGACUCAAAUUUUGAGUUGAAGAGUAAAACCUUCGAAAUUUGUAAAAAUAAACUUGACCAAACCAAGCAAUUAACAUCCUCAAUACUACUAAAGGUUUCCACAAAUCCUAGUCUGGUUAGUAAUAGUACCAAUACCGACACCGUUUCGAGUCUAGAACAUAAGAAAAAUUUAUUGACCAGCUGUUAUCAGUGGAAAACACUAGUAUCAUCCCAGGUUCAAGAUACAAUAUCUAUAAAUAACGCGAUACUUGGGUCAUCUCCGACCAUUGGUCGUUCCAGAAGAGAUUCUUCGGUGUCAGAGGAUUCGACAAGCAGUGGUUACGGCAGUAGCUCUUCUACUGACAGUGUUAAAACGUGGAAAUUAACAGGACUGAAUAAUUUAGGAAAUACGUGUUUCAUUAACGCAAUAGUACAAUGCCUUUGUCAUACGGAACCUUUAUUUGAAUACUGUAUCCAUGGCAACUAUGAAGAUGACAUUAAUACUACAAUCAGCAACAUGAAAGGAGAGCUCAUGAAGGCGUUUGCAAAACUGGUUCACUCCAUGUCUAGAGCUAACAGCAGUGUACCAACCUGUUUGAAAGAUUUCCAUAGCCAACUCCGUGUUUUUACAUCAUGUUUUCCAAGUAACAGUCAACAAGACGCACAAGAAUUUUUGCGGUACUUACUGCAAGGAUUACACGAAGAUGUCAAUACGGUUAGAACAAUACUACCUACUGUUACACAAGACAUAGACGAAACUCUCAGCGAAUCUCAGAAAUCUACUGAAGCAUGUCAAAGAUAUUUAAGGAAUGACAACAGUAAAAUCAUAGACAUCUUUCUUGGUCAACUGAGAAGUACGCUUCAAUGUUUAGUGUGUGGGCACGCAUCUGUAACCUUUGACCCUUUCUGGGAUCUCUCUGUAUCCAUUCCUAAGGGAUUUAACAAGGUUUCUAUACAGCAAUGUUUGGAUUUGUUCACGAAGGAGGAACUUCUAGACGGAGAUGAAAAACCAACUUGCUCCCAAUGUAAAACAAGACAGAGGUGUUCCAAAAGGUUCUCCAUUCACAAGUUUCCUCAGAUUCUUGUUCUUCACAUAAAACGCUUUUCUUUAGCUGGGAAAAAUCAACCAAAAGAAUUCACCGCAAACGUAGAGUAUCCACUGAAAAACUUCAAUCUUCGACCUUUUGCAUCAGAACGUGUUUCCUACAUUCCGAUGUACAAUCUUUACGCUGUGGCUAAUCACAGUGGAUCUGGCGAUUCUGGACACUACACGGCAGUCUGUCGACACCCAUAUACUGAAGAGUGGCAUCAGUUUAAUGAUACAAAGGUUUCCAAGGUAUCUUCCAAACGCGUAGUAUCUUCUAACGCAUACAUCCUGUUUUAUGAACUCUCAAGUCACUGUUCACGAUUGUAAUCUCUAUGAGAUAUUAUUUCACUGUGUAUAUAAUGGUAAUAAUCAUGACAAGAGAGCUCUUUCUAUUGGACAACAUUUUACCAAAUGGUCAGCAAUUAUUGGAGCUUCUCGACCAUUGGACUGAAAUAAGCCGUUUGUUGAAUUAAUCAUCUAUAUUUUGUUGGAAAUUAUUACAAAGAAAUUUUAUCUUAAAGAAUUUGUUAUUUUCAAUAAACUGGGAGAAUUUUAAUACUAAUUUGCUGUUAGGCAAAAAAAUUACCGAUACUUUUAGCAUGUUUAAAUUAGGCUUGUUAUGAAUCGUAUUGACAAUAGUUUUCUAGAUGUUCACAUAAAAAAAUCCAUUAUUUACAAAAUUUAAUUAAUUUGAAUGUACAGAGGUUGGAAGAUUGUAAUAUCUGGUAUGUAGUGUGGUUGGUUAUAUGAAAUAUUUUAUUUAUGGUCUUCUAUCUUGCCAGGUUGGCUUUCAGAGCUAUUUAAGAUUGUAGCUAUAUAAUUCUUCAUAUAAACCUUGAAUAAAAAUUAAUAUAAUUGAAUUUGUGGCGGUAACAGAUAGUGCAUGCACGUAUACGUGAUGACGCCACUACCAACCCUCUUGCUAUUCCUGGACAUUACAAACUAAAACAAGAUAAGAACGAAAUAUGUAAUCUUUAACAAGCAAAGUGAAAAUAAUUUUAUUGGUGUCAAAAACAGUUCAAUAUAAUUUUAUAUUAGCAGAUUAACACCCUUGACAAUUACUAGAAUAAUAAAAAAUUGGAUGUUUGAAAGAAUUAUAUGAA